Messenger RNA from Mugil cephalus (flathead mullet), 3703 nucleotides. RefSeq names its product protein FAM171B-like. Bases 1680 to 3515 code for a protein of 611 amino acids. The transcript is spliced from 8 exons. NCBI's taxonomy places the organism in Eukaryota, Metazoa, Chordata, Actinopteri, Mugiliformes, Mugilidae. The record is from RefSeq and is a predicted model, not a curated record.
GACAGCGGUUUGUGUUGAUAGGUUUUUAUCUGGAUUUGACACUUGAAAUAUGAUGAAAGCUCAUGGUGGCGUGAAGCUGGACUGUGGGAGUUCUCACUAAACCUUUGUUUUAGCUGCAGGAUUAUGAACAACUGAAGCAGCAGCAGUUUCAGUCACUGGAUGGAAUCAUGAGCUUGUUCCUGUACAGAAGUACUUCGAUAUCGAUGGACUUACUUUAACUUUAAUCCAGACCAGUAUGGUCCAUAUAAACACCGGACAAUUACAUCAAUAUAAGCUAACUAGCUAAAACACAGAACCAGGAAGAGGCUCAACCAACACCGGGAUAACUUUGUUAUCUGAGUCAGAUAAUCUGCAAAUAAAUUUAAACAAUUCUUCGCUGAACUGCACACAAAAUGGGGACAUUACUGCUCGCAAACAUCACAAACUUCUACACUGAAAGUUUUAUCCUAAAAGCAUCAUUAUACACCACGUUGGGAGUAACUUUACAAAAGUAAUGCAAUUACUAAGUCACUCAGUAAUGUAAAGCAUCACAAAAACCAUUAUUGGAAUAUUUUACUCGGUACAAAUGUCAGUAACGCGCGUUACAAUGGAUUUUAAACCCAAAAUUAAUUAAGUUGUGUAUUUUUAUACAAAUUUGGGAUUAGCAGAGGAGAAAUAAAAUCUGAUCAAAUGUUAACUUCCUGUUGGACUCUACAUUCACCAGAUGGACAUAUGCUCACACAAAAGGAUACGAAGAAGAACAUUAUAGUUAAGUGAUAGUUAAGUUCACUUUUUAUGUGUCAACCCAAAAGAUCUCUGUACCUCACGAAACAGCACAAGUAAUUUAAGAAAACAUGUAGCGUGGUGCAGUUUUCUGUAGGUGUUCAGUUACAAUAUACAGUAGUAGCUUCUAGGAUUAUUGAUUUGAACAUCAAUAAAUUUACAGUAUCUCUAUAUGUAUUGAUCCAUAAGUGCUCCAUUAUAUUGCAGUUGUUAGCGUUAGCCUAGCUUGGUGACUAUGUCACGAAAUUACAACAAUGUCACGGGUUCGUUUUGAGAAAAAAAAAAAAAAAAAAAAAAAGAUUUGUGUGGUGAAUUUGAUUUUCACCAAAUUCCCCAAAAAGGUCAGGCAAAAAUAUUUACAAGGCAGAGCAGAUAACAGCAAAAACAACAGGCGCUCACACAGGUACUAGCAGCUGAAGGUGCCACUAGACCAGAACUCGCCAAGCGAGCGAAGCUCCGUUUAAAUACCCCUUAGCUCCUCCCCCGGGCAAACCAAUUAACACAUUACAGGGGUAUUAAAACAUAACUCAGCGAACUGUGUGCAAAAAUCCACACUUUAAUAAUAGAUUCUGGCGUCAGCAACAUGGCACAAAAAUACUUCCAUACAACUUUUCCCUUAUUCCCCCAAAACACAACAAAUCACGAAAUAUUACACAGAUAAACCAUAAUAGUGUAGUCCAUGGUCACAUGACCCUCAGAAGCGCGCCACCAAGCGCUAUUUACAGCGUGACCAGGAAGUGCCUCGGCUUGGCGCGAGACCCAGAGGCAAAUGCAGGUGUUAGCAGCAGGUGAACGUGUGUGUGAUACGUAGGCGCCGAGUGAGCACCCUCGGACCCGUACAGCAGGGAAACAGAGUCCAGGCAAUAAAUGAACAGUUUGUGGGUAAAAGGGACCACAGAACCAGAACAUGGUCCCAUAUGCGCAAUGAAUGCGCUGAGCGCGUCUCAGGUUUGCGGCACUGUCCGGCCGAGAGGCGCGACGGAUCUCCCUUGAACGUGAAGGUGCAGGUGAAUGACGCGUUGAGCCGUCAUCAUCUGAGUCGGGCUGUGGUGGAGGUUUACGUCAACUACACCAGAACCAACACAGCUCUCACUGGGAAGGACGGUGGUGUCCUGCUUCAUGUGCCGCUCCACACUGGGCUUCCUGUCACGUUUGUCGCCAGCAAGAACGGCUUCAUUAGCACAGCUCUGCCUUACAAGACCAACAGAACGCCAAUAUUUUCAUCAGUCACAGUGUCUCUACUCGCUCCGACUCAAGGGAACAUUUGGCUUUUUGAGGAUUCUGUCCAGAUCUUCAGCAAAACAUCAGAUGCUUCCCUCCAGCCUGUUGUCACGUUCCCUCAGAGCCUCCUGAAUCUGACUCACAGCAGUAACGUCACCUCCAUCCAAACCUUCCUGACGUUUCCUCAUCAGCAGCACGGCUUCCUGAACCCUCCGGGCAUCGUGAGCACCCAGUCAGGAUACGUCGGUGUGGAGUUGAGUCCUGUGGCGUCUGUCAGCGUUCAGCUUUACUCUGGAGACUCAGAGCUACAUGUGAGUGGACCCGUACAGAUCAGACUCAGGGUUCCCAUCAGCUCUGGACUUCAGACCUCAGACGUUGUUCCUGCCUGGUUCUUUAAUCGAACCACCGGUGGAUGGAUGAGAGAAGGACUGGGGAGGGUGACGUCUGUAGAUGGAAAACUCCUGUGGAUGUUCACAGCUCCUCAUCUCGGCUACUGGGUUGCAGCACCUUUGUCAUCGACCAGAGGUUUCUCCGGCCCCGUUGACUUCUUCUUCCACCAUGCGUCUCUGCUCACGGCGCUCGUUGGAGGAACUCUUAUCAUGGCCGUCUGCCUCCUGGUGGGAUUAUUAUAUUACUGCAGACGCAGCUCCAGUGAAAAUAACUCGAAGAAGACGCUCCCAGUGAUGAGAAGAGACCAAACCACCUCCACAUGUGAUGAAGUGUUUGAAAUAUCUUCAGGGAGCAGCUCUCAUCCACGAUCUGGGCCGAAGCAAACCUUCACAGAAAGCGCAGAUAAUGGGCACAGUUCUGCUUUCAUUUCGCUGCAGUGUGACGGUCUGAGGUCCGACCCCGAGGCCGUGGCCGUGAUGCUGGAGUGUAACGAGCUGGAACUGAACGCUGACCUCAGGACUUCAGGACAAAUCAGAGUUCCUCCGACUCUGACCGACAGCUUGUUCUUCUACAACCAGCACGUUGCCAUCCUCCACGCUCCCGCUUUCAUCCACAUGGAGGACCAACCGGAGCAGGUCCACAGGAGCAGAUCUUCCACUCUGCCCCGUGUGGGGGCGUCAAACAGCGCUGCAGCAGAGACGCUGACAGAAAACAACUUCACACAGACUCUGGCAAAAAGUCCCUGUGACCAACAGAACCAGGCGGCGGACACAGAGCAGCCCGGAGCUCCAGACGGAUCCCAGGCAGCAGCCUCCUCCAGAACCUGCAGGGGUCCCUUCAGCCUCCCGGAGUCCGUGUCGGUUCCAGGGACGUUGAACCGAAUCGGGCACAACAGACAUGCAUUAGCAGGAGCAUCCAAAGUCCCCUCCCCUCAGCCUCCUCGGGCCUGGUUCGUUUCUCUGGAGGGAAAACCUGCAGCAGAGAUCCAGCAUCCGAGGAGGCGCAGGCCGGUGGAGAGUCGUGAGACCAGUCUAGACUCAGGGGUGGAUAUGAGUGAACUGAACCAGACGUCUGGGAGGAGGGCCGUGACUCUGGAGAGAAACGCUACUUUUGUCAAAAGCAAACAGGAUAAUCCACAAUAAAAACUAAAAGAUAAAACCAUUACCUACGGCCCUCUUCCUUUUUAACAAGCAGCGUGUUUUAAUAAAAGUGUCGUGUUUCCAGGAGGAAUCCACGGCUACGUGUCUGAAUGUGAACGUUCUCAUCUGCAUAUGUGAAUAAUUUGCUGUGACUGUUAUUAAAUUUAUUAAAUAUUUAACACAAACCUGAA